AUCGAUUUCUUUCUUUGUUGCAUUGUCCAUCUGCUUUGUGGUACAGUACCCUUUUGUCAAGCUCCAAGUUUGGUGCCAGAGUUGUCGUCGUGAUCACAUUACAUAAUUCUGUGUACCAACAAUCUCUCUAGAAGACCACAAGCGUUCGACCAUGGAUGGAAUUCGCCGUUCGAUAGGAAGAGUUAUCGUGCCCAUUCUGCUCGUCUUGUCCUCCUCCUCCAACGGAUUCCAGAAUCACAUUCAUCAGUACUACCACACCACGGCUCUGGAGCGAAAAAGCAGCAGCAUCAGCAAGAAGAUUGCAGCCACACGGUUGUACUCGAAUACCCCCAACAACAAUCCAUUUUCGUCAUUACUGGGAGAUUUUGCAUCGUCCAUCAUGGGCCAGGGAGAUUCCGUGUCGGCCAAUGCCAAUUUGGAUGCCACACUCCAGGGUAUUGCCACGGUCGGUUGGUCCGAGAUUCGAUCCCAACUCGAAUCCGUACAGACACCCGAGGAACGUCAGUUUCGAGACAGUCUGGCAUUGGGAUAUGGAGUCGGGUCGCCCAUGAACAAAAUUCGGCUCUAUGAUGAAUCCAACAAAGAAGAGGAUAUCCGAGUCACGUUCUACCGGGAUCAUGCUUCGUGGUGUCCCUACUGUCAAAAAGUCUGGUUUGCAUUGGAAGAAAAGAAAAUCCCCUAUCGCGUCGAAAAGGUCAACAUGAAUUGCUAUGGCGACAAACCACGAGAAUUUCUACGUCUACAACCCAAUGGACAAAUCCCUGUGGCCAUUAUUGAUUCGCGUACAUAUGGCCAAUCCAAUGACAUUCUGGCGGUCCUGGACAGUCUCUUUCCCGAACACAAAUCCCUCCAACCACCAGCCGGGCAAGAACGAGAAGCACGGGAACUACUCAUGCUGGAACGCACAUUGGCGGGUGCCUGGUUGGGAUGGCUUCGAGGAGGUGGUGGUCGACGAAACAUGGAAAACAUUUUGGGGCAAGUGGAAGGAGCCUUGAAAGCAUCUGGUGGUCCCUUCUUCAUGGGCAAGGAUGUGAGCAUUGUAGAUGUUCAGUUUCUUUCCUUUCUUGAACGCAUGUGUGCUUCUCUCUUAUUCUUCAAAGGGUUUGUGAUUCGAGUUCCUCCUGGAACAGAUAGUCAAAACAAUCCAUACCCUGCCAUCAAUCAAUGGUUUGAUGCAUUGGAACAAAAGCCAUCCUACCAGCUCACAAAAAGCGACUACUACACACACUGCUGGGACUUGCCACCGCAACUGGGAGGCUGUGGUCCAGAACCCGAAGGUGAGCCGUAUCGAAAGGCAAUCAACGGUGAGCGCAGUCUGGACGGAACUCAGGGUAGCUGGGAGUUUCCGCUACAACCUCACAAUGGCGGGAUCGAACCGGACUGGAUGUGGGCCGGGGAUGAAGCAGCGGCAAAACGAGAAGCAGUAGAACGACUAUCUUUCAAUCAUCAAGCAAUUGUCAAGUUUGCUGCCCGUGGUGCAGGUAAAAAGGGCAUGCCUCCGGUCAUGGCACCUUUGGCAGAUCCAAAUGCAGUUCCCAGUGAAGCUGUGCAAACUGGAGUAGAAACAGUAUUGCAAACUGUCACAUUGGCCAUGCUGGAUGGUAGGGAGACACACGAGGACACCAUGUCAAAGCUUGCACAGGCAGUCGUGCAACAGGGUGGCCAAGAGUAUGCGGAUGGACUCAUCUCAAGCUUGUCCUAUCUACGAGAUCGUGUAGGAGUUCCCCGUGACAUGAAACUUCCUGCAGCACGUCAGCUUCGUGCUCACUUGAACUGGGCCAUUGGAAAGAUCCUAAAUGCACAGAGUUCCUAAUUAGCAAACAUCCAAACUGUUAAGGAAUGAUAUCAAUCUAGGCGUGUUUCUAUUAUUUCAGUUGAUGUUUUAUAUUCCACAUACGAGCCGUGGAUUCAGGCAGAUCGUUUGUUGACUUUCGGGGCUUCAGCUCUACUGGUGAAUGACCCUGAACAUAGCCUCAGCAUCGAUUGCGCUAUCAAGACCUUUGGCAUCCCGAAAGGCAAGCUUCAGAGACCACCAAACGACGAUACAGCGAGCCAUGUCAUCUCCCACACACUUCACCAUUGUAAGCCAAUGCUGGCUCUCAUGGACUGUAUGAGGAGCAAAUGUAACCAAUAGCAGGACCAUGCCAAUAGCUCGAUUAGCGUCGUUGAGCUUAUCCUUUGAACCAAUCCUUCGUUGCACCGUGUUUUCAGCCCAUUCCCAAAUGCACUCAUCGGUCGUGCACGUUGGCGGUGGUGUGGUAGAGGGGUCUUCCAAUAAACGUUUCAGUAUCUUCUUGGACACAAUGGACUGCCCUAGCAGUUUCUCCUUCCCGUAUUGUCCCACCCAAUCCUUCACCCGUGCCAUCGCGAGGGCUCGUUCCAAGCCGGUCAAGAAAACUCCUUGGAGAUGGGGAGCUACCGGGGAGAACGAUGCAAUGAUGCUGGAAUGGUCAGACGUAGCAACACUCAAGUCGUCGUCGUUGUCUUCUUCUGGGAAGAGACUCGAGGUCUUCCCCGCUUCGCAUGUGUUGCAUCCGAUAAUGGGAACGAAGCGGGCGAUCGAGCAACGGAAACCUCUAGUCACAUCCGCGGCAAGGAACAACUCGUCGGUGCGCAGUCCCUCUCCCAAGAUGGCCUUUGAAACACGGUUCAUGUGGGUAACAAGAAAGAUCACCAACGCAAUCUCUGCCUUGACCGCGUCGGUCAGACGAGAAAAGCACUUUUUGGAGUUUAAAGAAGGGUGUUCGCUCUCUGGGCCUUUUGCUGUCAUCGUAGCCAAUACAAGUCUUGCAUAGCCAAUAGCCUGCGUGUGCUUCUUGCAUCCCUUUCGUCCAAUAUUAUCCUUGUCGUCGUUAUGUUUGCAGGUUGCACCGUGUUUCGCCCCCACAUCUCCUUCUUCCAUUUUGAUAGAGAGAGGGUACCGGUAGUCAUGUUCUUCACAGACAAUUUUUGCAACGGCUUCCUUCGUCGUCAUGCAAAGAUCUCUCGUGACAAGCAUGGUUUCAUACAUUAGAGACCACAUCCUGGCAAAGAUAUCGUCAUCUGCACAGUGUAAAGUGAUAGGGUUGCCUCUACCUUGGGACAUCACUUUGCCAUUAGGUAAACUCGACUUGAUGGAACGGCGAGUUGCCUUUGACAAUUGAGAUUUGUGGUUCUGCAUCAUAGAGGAUUGUGAGAUAGAAGCUGAUAGAUGAGAGCCCCAAUUUGUGAGCUUAUUGAUUGGGUCGAAAGCUGGGCUUUGCUCGGAGCUCGGAGGAUACUCGUUCCUGGGUUU
Seminavis robusta is the source of this 3274-nucleotide messenger RNA. The record is from the annotation of a GenBank genome assembly. Lineage: Eukaryota; Bacillariophyta; Bacillariophyceae; Naviculales; Naviculaceae.